This is a messenger RNA of Limulus polyphemus (Atlantic horseshoe crab), 2714 nucleotides long. RefSeq lists its product as uncharacterized. Lineage: Eukaryota; Metazoa; Arthropoda; Merostomata; Xiphosura; Limulidae. Gene Ontology annotation, cellular component: lysosomal membrane. The transcript is spliced from 5 exons. The coding region runs from base 85 to 657 and encodes 190 amino acids. The record is from RefSeq and is a predicted model, not a curated record.
CACGAGAUUAUACUUAAAUUUUUAAAGAGAGAUAUUUAGAGAAGGACCUAAUGAACGUUCUUUUGUACAGUUGUAAUACUAAUAAUGACGGUUAUAUUCAUUCGAACACUUUUUCUUGUUAUUAUUUUUCUUUCCGUCUUCGUAACAUUGACCACAUCUAGUCUGUACAGUGAUGUGCGGUGUAAGUGCAUAUGCCCAAGUACUGAAGUUGUCAAUGGAAGUAAAACUGAAAGAAAGUUGUACAUAGCUAACGUACUUCCUAAAGACUGCACCUGUUAUGGAGUUGUUCUACCACAGGCAGCUGAAGAUAUCAGAAGCAAAGACAAAGAAUUCUGUCCUCGCUGUGAUUGUCGAUAUGAAAGGAGAAAUACUACAACUAUCAGAGCAGUAGUGAUCCUUAUCAUCUGGGUGAUAUCUCUACUUGUGGUAUACAUGAUCUUCCUAAUGUUAUUGGAUCCAUUCCUUAAUAAACGAAGAGCUCACUAUGAAGAACAUCACAAUGAAGUGUGUGUGGAUGACCCAAUUACAAUGCCCCUGCAGUCUCCCACUCCCACUACUACUGUGUUGAACAGAGUUGGGCAACAACAAGACAAGUGGAAACGUAGUGUUCAGGAACAACGAAGACACAUUUAUGAUCAACAUACCAUGCUAAACUGAUGUAUAAGUUUUAAGCAUGAUGUAUUAAGUAUUGAAAUACAUUCCUGAACUGUAGAUUGUAAAUUUUAUCACAAUCUUUUUAAGUAUGAAAAAUACACGUACAUUAAUAGUGUGUAGUCUGAAAUCCUAUUUGAACAACUAAGUUCAUGAGCAGUGAAAUAUGAGAUACUAGAAGAGGUCAAAAUAUUAUAUUAAACCUAAUAUUAUCCAGAAAUGAUCACAACUUAACUGAAAUUUCCAUUAUUUCUUAUUUCUUCACUGUAAAUAAACCAAAAAAAACCCCAUCAGAUCUGAAUUUGUAAACAUAAGUUAAUUGUGUCUUUUAAGUAAACUUGCUCAUGUAAUGUGUUUUUGAAGACUUGUUUAUAUGAGGUAAAACAUGUUAUCAAGUUGUUUUCUGAUUGAUUUUCGUUAGAAGAGUAAAAUAAAUCUCCUUCUAUAUGUAACUAUGUUUGAAUACAAAAUAUAUUAAGUGUUGUACUGCACAAAUAAUUCAGUAUACUUUGUACAUCUAAUGUUAAAGUACUUGGGUAGAAACAUCAAAGUAUACUUGGUUUAUAAUUUAAUUUCAAAUGAUGCCUAAUUUGUAGUUCUUUCUACCACAUUCCACAUAUUGUAAUUGGAGAGGCCCCUGAUGUAUCAACUCAUAGUCUUCUUCAAGUGCUGAAUCUUCCAAUAGUCACUCAUUAAAUGAAAUGCACUUUCACUAAAAAUAAAUACUCAGAGUUUUUCCAGCUAAAGGCCUUUUAAGUUGGAAACGUUGAAAAUUUUGUGAGAGAAGUAUUUGCUAUCCCAUUUUAAUUUGGUUACCCCCAGAAGUUAAGAUAUCUAGAACUGAACUGUCCAUGUACUUCAUGGCAAUUUAUUAAUGAAUAAGACUACUAUAAUUUAAGGUAAUACCUAAACAGGCUAUUCUAACCCUACAUACCUUUGGAAAGUUUACAAAAACAAAGUUCUUAGUACACUUUUGAUUUUUUAUUUAAAUCUUAACAGUUUAUACAAUGUUUUAAGAAAAGCUAAGUGGCCAAAAAUACAGUUACUGUACAUUUGUAUGGGAGAGUUCUGAUUUGAAACAAGUGUUCUCAAGUUUUCCAUUUCUAGUCCGUUACGCAUAUGAUGAAUGUGUGAGAGAAUAAAAAAAUUUUGUGAAAGAACAUGAUAUUCCAACUUCAGUUCCUAAGACUGAUAGCAAUUGAACAACGAUUUAGGUCUCCCUAAGUACAUAAAAAAAAAUCUAUAAAGAUAACGUGCCUUUUUUCUAAUUCUUUAAUAAUAUAUAUAGUAUUACAUUAUUUAGGUCAAAUUAUUUAUUUAACUAACUGUAUUAUUUUGUGUACUAUGAUGCAGUUAUAAAUCAAUUAUCUAAAGAACCCAAAUGUUUUUCAGUACUUAAAUGAAUUGUUCUUAACAUUUGAAUACUGUAAAAAGUUAGAUAUUAAUUUUGUUUUCUUAUGCAUAUUUUUUUUAGUGUAACAUACUCGUAGUUCUUGCAGUAAUUUAAUUAAUAAAAUAUACAAAUACUUUAUCAUUAAAAAUUAUUUUAUUAUUAUUCACUUACUUGCAUUUGGUGUUAUGAAGAAAGUAGUGAUAUUUGAAAGGAAAAUUUUAUUUUGCAAUUAGUUGCUGUGCAACAAACCACAAAAAUUGUUGAUAGUUCAAUUUAUUGUUUCAUGAACUUAACGAGUUUACAUGUACUUAGUGACAUUAUCAGACUUGCAUGGUUCAUCUGUAAAAUAAUAAAAAUUAUUGUUAUUAUUUAGCUCUAAAACAAAUUGGUGGUGUUAUGCAUAUUAGCAGUUUUACAUUAUAUUAAGAAUUUCAAACAUAAGUGUUUUUUUGUCCCAAAUGUAGUUUAUCAUUUUUUAAAACCUUCUUGGAGAAAUUUUGUAUAACACUAAGGUAAUGCAAGUUUUUCAUGUAAACAACCAAGAGAGAGAGAGAAUCCCUGUUUUUAACAACAAGUGUGUACUAAGUUAUAAUGAUGUGAAAUACAUCUUUAUGAUUCUGUAAGCUGUUGCAAUGCGUUAACAAAUAACAGAUAGGUUUAAGCACUUUUG